Molecule: messenger RNA, 755 nt
Organism: Coccomyxa subellipsoidea C-169
Lineage: Eukaryota; Viridiplantae; Chlorophyta; Trebouxiophyceae; Coccomyxaceae
Exons: 4
Biological process (GO): regulation of transcription by RNA polymerase II; positive regulation of DNA-templated transcription, elongation
Cellular component (GO): cyclin/CDK positive transcription elongation factor complex; nucleus
Molecular function (GO): cyclin-dependent protein serine/threonine kinase activator activity
Source: RefSeq, a predicted model, not a curated record
GACCAUAGAGAGUAGAUCCACAAUCACCAGAAACAUCCCUUUAACAAAUCAGGCUGGUGUGGAAGUCAACCGACCCAGUCCUCUACAGGAGCGAGGAAGCAGAUUCCCUUCCAGAGCCUUCCCAAGCUGACCUUCAAGUUCGGCAUCUAGAGAGUAAAAAGCAGGAGCAAGAGCAGAUCCUUAGGGUGAGCAGGAUUGUGCCACGGAGCUCAAUUGUGCUUUGCGGGGUAUCAAAGCCGCCUUUGAUUUCCUGUGACUUCAGAAAAUUGCGUACGAUGUUCUGUGGCUUGCUCUGGCCUUCCUGCAACAAUACCUCCAGUCUGCACAGGGUCGCUUAGACCUUCGUGCAGGCCACAGACGCAACUCUCUGGAGCCUUUGGAAGGGUGAGCGCAGCGGGUGGCGCUAAAAGGACAACCAUGAGCCAAUUUCGUGCUACCCCGUCCUGCCCCUGGCCCCUUCUGAGCAAGAAGGAUGUUGAGGAGGCUUCGCCAAGUCGUAAGGAGGGCAUGACUUACGCGAAGGAAAUGUCCUUUGUGAGAUCCAUGUGUGAGCUCAUGAAGAAGAUAGGCGCCAGUAUGAAGCUGACUCGAGCGGUGGCCACUGCCAUCGUUUUUGCGCACCGCUACUAUGCGAUGAAGAGCAUGCAGAAGAAUGACCGCUUCAUAAUCUCUGCUGCAUGCCUCUUCCUGGCUGGCAAAGUGGAGGACGAGCCCCGCGCGCUUUCAGAUGUUGCUCAAAACUCCUUCAAGAUGCG